GUUCUUUUUUUCUUCUGAAAGCGACCCAUCGCCAUGGGCCGAGGGCCACGGACGCCCAAAGGGCCGAAGCUGGAGCCAAAGCCGGAGCCCCGGAGGAAGCGCAGGAAGCGCCAGGCGGUGCGAAUUGUCGAGGAGGACACAUGCCAGGACGUCGAUGCGUCCGAGAAGUUGGCCGCGUGGGCGGAGGACACUCAGCGCCUCCAGCGGUGGCUGACCUCCCGGGGCGGCUUGGAAUCUCCACUUCUGGAGGCUCCAGGGAAGUUGCUGCGGCUCCGGGACUACUUCCCUCUGGAGAUGGCGGACAACGCGCUGCAGAUACUGGAAAAUCUGCCUGAAGAGGCGUGGCAGCAGAGCCUGCAACAGGGCGACAGCCAGCCACAGCUUCUGGCGCGGCCCUCGGAGUCUGCGGAUGUCAUGGACAUCCCCGAGCUGGCGCCUCUGAGGAGCGUGUUCUGGCGCAUGCUGCCCUCUUUGAGGGGGAGGCCGACCUUGCCCAUCUUCUCCUGUGGCAGGUACGGCGCCUCGGACUUCAUCGGGCGCCACGACGACCAGGCGCUGGUGCCCUUCUUUGGCGACGGGGUGGUCUAUUCGCGGACGGUGGCGGCGAUUUGGUACCUUACCAAGGACUGGUCGGAGGCUGAGGGGGGCAGCCUGGUCGAUCUCGAGGCAGAUGAGGAGAAACUCGUGCCGAUCUACAACUCCCUAGUGGUCUUCGAGGUGCCGCACUGGCACGCGGUGUCCGCAGUCACUGCGCAGCGCUACCGGUACUCCAUUUUCGGGUGGUGGCACCAGAAGGACGAGCCCUCGGCCGCCAGCUCGAGCCGAAAGCCGACGAAGGCGAAGAAGGUGGUGCGAGCGAAGAAGAGGACGCUAGCGAGUGGCGCAAGCGACCUGACGCAACGGAAGACGCAGAAAAGCGGCAAAGCGGACUCCGCACUCAUGAUGGAUGCAGCGUAUUCCACGCAGAGCACCGGGCACCGGGGCAGUGCUACUGACGCGCCGGGUGAGCCAGCGGAGUGCUUUGAGGAUCGAUCGCUGCCCUCAAAGGGCGAAACCAAGUCGGCGUCGCAAGCGGAAGUCCAGGACUCCGAGGCGUGUCUCCGUCGGCGGGUGCAGCGUGCGGCGCGGCCGAAGCUUCCAGGGGAUGAGGAGCUCUGGCGGCAUGUCUGGCGCUGUGUCGAGGGCGAGGCGCCAAACAGCGCCCACGAGCCGAAGCCGCGGGAGCCGUGCUAUGCCCUGGUAGUGUACCGGAGGCUUACGGGCAAGCAGCCGCCAGGGCGCGCCACCUUCGGCCACUACGAUGUGUUGGGCCUGGCGCGGAGCGCCUCCGCGGCCCAGAUCCACGCGGCCUACCGACGGAGGGCGUUGGCGACCCACCCGGACAAAGGCGGCAACGUGGAAGAGUUCCGCCGGGUGGUUGCCGCGUUUGAGGAGCUGGCUGACGCGCGGCGCCGCGCCGCCUACGACCGCGCGCUGCGCAUGUUCGGGCGAAGCGAUGGCACUGGGCAGAGCUUCGAGGCCACGGCGGCCACUUCUCGCGCGCCAGGAGGUGCGCGAGCGCUGCAGCUGCAGCUCCUGGCUUCGGCGGCGAUGGAGCGGAGGCUCCGGGAGCUGCCGCUGGCCCAGCUGCAGGCCCUGGAUGAGCUGCUGCGGGCGAGGCCGCUGAAGCGCUUCAUGCCCAGCGCGGUGGAGCUUGGGCCCAACGUGGCGCAGCUCAGGGGUGGGUACCGGGUGAGCUUGGCCUGGCACGGGCUGCAGCUCUCGAGCAACCUCACUCCCUGCCUGGCGCAGGCCAUCGACUGGCAGAUCGCUCUCCAGCAGCUACGGGCGCGCGCGGAGCGCCGGCUCGCCGACGAGAACGCCGGUUUGGAGAGGAGUCCGCUGCUUUGGGAGGAGCUGCUGGACAUUGCGGAGCAGGAGCCAUCACUGGAGCUCAGCUUCGCAGCGGUGUGGAGCAGAAAGUCAAAGCCUUCGACCUCGCCGGUGGUGCAGGACCUGACUCUGGCCCUGGACUUCUGGAGGCGCUUCCAGGCGCUGCCAGGCGCCUCCAGCGACGCGGCUUUGCGGCGGCUCAAGCAACAAGCUGCCGCGGAAGCCAAGCGCAGCCGGGCGCAGCGGAAAGGCGCGCAGAAGCGGCUGGCCGGCGGCCUGCGCCAGGAGCUCCGGAGACGCCGAAGAAACGCCAAAGAGGCUCACUCUGGAGGACCUGCGCAGCAGCAGGUUGCCCACUGUGAGACCCGGCUGGUUCUUUGGAGGAGGAUCAGGGGCAAGACUCCUGAGAGCCAAGUCUACUGGGCAUGA
Molecule: messenger RNA, 2301 nt
Organism: Effrenium voratum
Lineage: Eukaryota; Dinophyceae; Suessiales; Symbiodiniaceae
Source: the annotation of a GenBank genome assembly